CAAUACAACUGAACCAGAACCAGAACCAGAACUGAACCAGACCAGAACCAGAACCAGAACCAGAACCAGAACUGAACCAGACCAGAACCAGAACCUUGACCUGACCAGACCGGCACCAGCCAUGAUCAGAGCCGUCCUCCUGCUGUCCCUCUGUCUGAGCGUCUCCUCUCAGCCAAUCACAGACAGCCAGCGUUUGUUCUCCAUCGCGGUCAGCAGAGUCCAGCACCUGCACCUGCUGGGACAGAGACUCCUGUCCGACUUCGAGAGCUCCCUGCAGAUGGAGGAGCAGCGGCAGCUGAACAAGAUCUUCCUGCAGGAUUUCUGCAACUCUGAUUACAUCAUCAGCCCCAUCGACAAGCACGAGACGCAGCGCAGCUCCGUGCUGAAGCUGCUGUCCAUCUCCUACCGCCUGGUGGAGUCCUGGGAGGUUCCCGGCCACUCCCUCCCCGGAGGAUCCUCCCCCAGGAACCAGAUCUCCCCCAAGCUGUCGGAGCUGAAGACGGGGAUCCUGCUGCUGAUCCGGGCCAAUCAGGACGCGGCGGAGAUGUUCGGCGACGCCGCAGCGCUGCAGCUGGCGCCGUACGGGAACUACUACCAGGGACUGGGAAGCGACGAGUCGGUGAGGCGAGCCUACGAGCUGCUGGCCUGCUUCAAGAAGGACAUGCACAAGGUGGAGACCUACCUGACCGUCGCCAAGUGCCGACUCUCUCCGGAAGCUAACUGCACUCUGUAGCCCCGAUUUAGCAUGAACUAAGUUAGCUAAAGGUGUCUGACAUCACUGCUGACAUCACUGGUGACAUCACUGCUGACAUCACUGAUGACAUCACUGCUGACAGGUGUGUGAUGUCACACUUGCAGAAGUCAAAUAAA
Cololabis saira (Pacific saury) is the source of this 870-nucleotide messenger RNA. RefSeq names its product growth hormone 1 (gene gh1). Gene Ontology annotation, biological process: positive regulation of tyrosine phosphorylation of STAT protein; response to nutrient levels; positive regulation of growth. NCBI's taxonomy places the organism in Eukaryota, Metazoa, Chordata, Actinopteri, Beloniformes, Belonidae. Gene Ontology annotation, cellular component: extracellular region. The transcript is spliced from 6 exons. Bases 122 to 733 code for a protein of 203 amino acids. Gene Ontology annotation, molecular function: growth hormone activity; growth hormone receptor binding. The record is from RefSeq and is a predicted model, not a curated record.